AUUUAGGUAUACUCUGCCGCAGAUUUGGGGUCUCACCCCCCAGACAGCGCUCAGCUCCAAGGAGACAGCUGAAGUUAAGAAUCCCUACCACAUGUAAGGCUACCUACCUGGUAAACUAACCAUCAACAACGCCACCACUAUUGAAGAGACAGUUGAUCAAAGCCGCCCAUGCGACCACUCUGCCGCGUCAGCCGUCAUACGACACUUAUUUGAAGGACGCUCGCGGCGCGAUCACAGGAAAAGAAAAGACGGAUAAGAGAGGGGAGAGAAGAGAAAGUCGGGCAGGGAAUAAGAAAAGAAAAACCAAAACAGAUCCAACAUCAACGACAACCACCACGACAACCGUAUAAUAGGGGCAAAACCCUCGACUGCCAGUUUCUUAGGCCGCCGCCUAUGCUGCCGUUCACUAUCGCAUCAUAGCAUUCUUCAUUUUACGGUCCUGGUGUCGGCCGCCAUGACCCUCGAGCAUGGCCUCGUCGUUGCCCUCGACCACUGCAGUCGCAUCAACACUCACUCGGCCUAGGGUAGCUAUUGCCUUAACCUCGGCCAUCGCCGCCGUUUCUUUGGGGUAUUACUAUUAUUGUCGCCAGUCAGCCGAGCAAUAUGACUAUUUUGACGACGCAUCUGGCCCUCGUCCCGCUUCGGGUCCACGCCUGCACCGUCGCAACGCGCUGCGACGCCUCCGCCGUCCUGUGCCAGACGACUCGUCAGGCUCGGAAUCUCAUGCUGAUGACCCUGGCGACGCUCCCGAGUUUUCAAUCACUCCUCCCGUAGACGAGACCGCCGCCGCCCCUGCCUCGAUCCCUAUCCCCAUCUCAGACGACCCUCGACAAGCCGAGCAGUCUGACGAGUGGUACAACGAUACAUCCCCGCCCGUACGCCAGCGCACUGGCGAAAACAUAGUCACGCUGCUGUUCAGAGUGUCCGAGGACAAUGCGCGCCGCAACGCCUACGUCCACCGUGGCUGUCUGUGCAACGGAUGUGGCAUGUUGCCUAUCCGCGGCAUUCGUUAUCGCUGUGCUAACUGUCCUGAUUUUGACCUUUGCGAGAUGUGCGAGUCUCAAGGCUCUCAUAACAAAGCCCACGUCUUCUACAAAGUCAAAGUCCCGGUGCCGUCUUCGGCUGCAAGGCAUGUACAGCCGCCGUGGUAUCCUGGUGACCCAAACAAUGUUCCGCAAAACCUACCGAGACAUCUGCUUACCAAGUGGUCCCACGAGACUGGAUUCGAACGCGUUGAGCUAGAUGCUUUAUGGGAGCAGUGGACUUUUAUGGCCAAUACGGAGUGGAGAGAGGACCCUAACCAUCUCUGUCUCGCCAUGGACCGUAAGACCUUUGAACGCUGCUUAGUGCCCACCGCCGGUUAUCGUCAUCCCGCUCCGAACCUGAUACAUGAUCGCAUGUUUGCAUUCUACGAUACCAACCACGACGAUCUCAUCAGCUUCGAGGAGUAUCUGCACGGCGUUUCAUACAAGAGACGGAAGGACAAACUGAAGAGGACCUUUGAUGGCUACGAUGUUGACGGUGAUGGCUACGUUAGCCGUCGUGACUUCUUACGCAUGUUUCGAGCCUACUAUGUAUCCUAUAAACAGAUGCACCGGGAUACAGUGGAAGGCCUGGACGAUUACAUGAUGACCAAUGUCGAGGUUCAGCAACUUGUCAACGGAAGGCAACCUAUCAGUAGUCUAUUCGGUCGAGAUCAAAGGAUCCCAGAUGCUGAGGGGGGCCGCACAAUGGAUGGCAAAUUCUUUCGAUCUGGGGGUGAAGUUGAGGUCCCGGACGGCAAAGGUGCCGUGAGCGAAGACCAGCCUGACACAGCUAGCCGGGAGGCUAUACUUCGGGAGCUAUUCACGCGGAACAGCAAUCAAAGCCUCUUCACCGAGUCUUUUGGUUCUUCCUCUCGCAGACCUCAUUCUCCAGCGAGAGAUACGCACUACUGGUCAGGUAUCCUCAAUCCCCCUCGCAGUACUGUUGACCUAGCUUCGUUGCUUUCCGGCGAUCAUGCCCAACUCGAUGAAAUUUUAGAUUCAAUCCGCCAGCAAGAACCCAGGGUCUUCUUGGCUGAUGAUGGGGAGAGUGCAUCUUCUGACGAAGACUAUCAGAGCACGGCCGAUGAUCACAUGGAAGAAGAGAGUGGUAUGGGUCCCCACGCUGUUGAUGACAGUGGACACAUUGCUAUAUCUCCGGGACCACCUGAUGCUAGGGAAUUCGUUAGUGGACUACCAACAGAAAUACAAUUACAACCACAGCAGGACGCAUUCGCCAGCCCGCAACUGCUGAACUUCGACAAACGGAAGCGAGUAAUCGCACGUAAGCAGCUUUACGAGCGGUGGAAGCGACGACAAUUUUAUUUAGACGAGGAAGAAGGAGCCGUAGCCCCUCAGGGAUGGAGAGACGAGCAAGACAUCCUGGCUACCGUUAAUGACAUUACAGAGCCUUCAAAGUCGGUUCCACCUCUUCUGUCUCCUAGAUCCCGGUCAUCAUCCAAGGUGCGCUUCGCUGAGGACACAGACGACUUCGAAAUUAGAUCAAACCCUUCUACAUCUUCACGUAGCGUGCCAGAGCGCUGGGGUGGCAUGGAGAUCCCAGAUGCUGAGCGAGACGCUGGAAAAGAAAUUCUCUACCAGGUCACACAACAGGCAUUCAAUGAGCUAUUGGAUUCGCUAUUCAAGAAGAAGGAAGACCUCGCGGUACGCGCCGCGGAGACUAAAGAACUACGAGAGAAACACCGCCAGCUUCUCGACGCUUUCGAAUUACAGGACGAGAUUGAUGAUGGGCAAUCGAGAAAAGAAUCCCCGGAACCGCCUCCGUUUCGAUCUUCACUCAAUAGACAGCCAGUCCACCAGCAGAGUCUCCAAGAAUUACUAAAUACCAGCGGAUAUACUGUCAUGGGGUCAGAUGUUAACGAAGAAACACAUGAUCAGUCUGUUGCCACGCUUUCAACUAGCCAAUCUACAGUGGCUUCGUCCAACUCUCGCGAUCCCACAAUGCCACAAUUCAUGCCUAACAGCUCGCCACAAAUGGUAAGCGAGACUUUUGUGCAAAAUUCAGGUAGUAACAAUCAGAAGCGCUCAACCUCAGUGCCCAAGACAUCAAAGUCAUUCAGUGGCAGCCAGGAAGCAACAGAAGCCCAAACAGGGAGACCAGAUACACCAAAUCAUAUCCCACGUUCAACACUAGCCUCUUGGAAGGUGCUUGACGAAGCCGAGCAAGAGGCCAGAGAACGAGGUGGGUGGGGUCGCCUUAGCUAUGCAGAGUUCGAAGAAAUCUAUAGGGAACACGAAUUCCAGGAUGGAAUGAAAAACAGGCUGGCAUACCUAGGUAGCUGGAUCGAUUUCUGUAUUCCAUCAUAGAGCGAGUGACCAAUACAACGUUCGCGCGACUUGUUCGCAAGAUUCCUUGCUAGUGACAACAGGGACGCCCAGUUACACGCUCUGCAUGUUUACUCAUGAGAAAAGCACCCGUAUGUGGAUGGCUUAUAUAUUGAACAGAAACUUGUAUACGAUCAAAUUUCAUUCAGCUCAGCGAGCAGUGUCAAGUAAUUUUGCAUACAAUCUAGCGUCAGUAGUAAUAACUGAUUCCCAAAGCUUUCGCGACUUAGGUGUUCCCA
Molecule: messenger RNA, 3607 nt
Organism: Xylaria bambusicola
Lineage: Eukaryota; Fungi; Ascomycota; Sordariomycetes; Xylariales; Xylariaceae
Exons: 1
Coding region: 468-3350 (960 amino acids)
Cellular component (GO): cytosol; membrane; intracellular membrane-bounded organelle
Molecular function (GO): calcium ion binding; zinc ion binding
Source: RefSeq, a predicted model, not a curated record